Messenger RNA from Schistosoma curassoni, 3751 nucleotides. The record is from the annotation of a GenBank genome assembly. NCBI's taxonomy places the organism in Eukaryota, Metazoa, Platyhelminthes, Trematoda, Strigeidida, Schistosomatidae.
AGCGCGACAUUGAAAUGUGGCGGUGGUUUUCGUUGUUUGUUACAGAGCUUGUUUUAGGUUGUUCAUCCUAAGCUAUUGCUCAUUGUAAGUCGGAUUGAGAUCUGUUAUCUGACAAUGUUUUUACGCUUCUCGUUUUUUUUCGGUUUUUUUGUUUAUUGUCACAAUGCCGUUAAUUCACCAUACACAAACUAAUUGUGAUUUUAAGUUAUUCGCUAUUAUGUCAUGUAGAAGCAUCAUCACAUAAAUUUCGUCUAUGUCGACGAAGGAGUUUGAUUGUGUAUAGCUUUAUAUGUUGAUCUCACCUCACUUUGCCGUACUUUGAAUGCUAUUCCAUAAUAAUCAAUAAUGGGGAAAUAAAGUCGAAAAGGGGGAAAUUAAGAAAACAUCUUUUUCAAAGUAAUGGUUAAUAUUGGAAUAACAUUACGAAGUCUCCUUGAUGCUCGUCAUGCGAAAAUAAUGCUUUUUGUCUCCAUAUUUGAGAUGUCGUCAUAUUAUCCAUACUUCGCUUGAUUACAAUUUGUUAUCCACCUUUGUUUGGCUCCAAAUGUCUCGUCUUCAUCUCUAUAACAAACCACACGACGACUGCAACCAACUUCAUUGGAAAAUGGCGAAGCGUUAAAGACAUUUAUUGACAAGACAUAACAUGUUUUACAAGGAUAUAAAUAACAGAUGCUUGCGCAACGAAUGCUACGUAUUUUAAUGUAAUAAAUAAUACACAACAAUAAAUGAGUGUCUGGCGCAGACUUCAAAGGGUUGGAAAAAAAGCAGCUAAAUUUCAGAUCACUGCUUCUUUGCAUGAGCUGAAUAUUGAAUGCUCGCGUCAAUACAGCCCCGGAAACUUAAUAGUUGUUUGGUCUCGUCGCAGUCGGCGAUAUUCUUCGAAAUCAUUUGAACCUGUUAAAAGUUCCGGCAAUUCAAAUUCAUUUAAAUAUGUUUGGUCUAUGCCGGAGAAUAUAGAAUUCGUCACUACUUUAUAUCGAAAUGAAAAAGCAAUUCAAUUUGAAGAAAAAGAAUGGAUAUGUCAAAUCGAAGAUGUUGGAGCUAAAACUUCAGGUUUACUUGCGGCAUCUACACCAUCGGUUAGACGACGUGUACUUGCUACCAGACAAAUCGAUAUAGCCGAAUUCGUCUCAGAUUUACCCGUGCAAACAAAUCUCAAAGUAGUCAUGCGUCUCGCUUCUAAAAAGUUAAUAUCUGCUACAGUUCUCCUUACGUUAAAUUCCGUUAUUGUAAAAGCUGGAGAAGCCACUGAUGAAGAUAUGAUAUCCAUAGCAUCACUCAUGUCAUUAAGUCGUACUGGAAGUUUUAAUGUUGGCAGUGGAGUAACUAUUAAUGAUCUAGGUGGUGUCGCAGCAUUUUCACCAACAACAGCGAGGCUCUCUAACGUGGAUGAUUUUAAUUCACAUUCCUUUUCAAAUAGUACUUUUCACACUGAUCUUAGUGAAUUAACUGCUAAACUACAAUCUUUGGAACGACGUCAAAUAGAUCCCCUUGUAGAAUCUCCUAUAAAAGCAAACGGAAAUUUUUCAGAUUAUUCUUUAGAAUUAGAUAAUUCCAAAAUAACUCUAAAUAGUUCGAAGAACCAAGAUUCACUCUCAUCUACGGUUGAUGAUAUGUUGACAAAACCACUUAUUCCUACUUUUGAUAAAACAAUUCCUAAUUCAACUGAAUUAAAGCCUAUUUCAACUCAAAGUCGAUAUGAUUUACUUCUAUGGUGUCAGUUGGUGACUAAAUCUUAUGACAAUAUACAGAUAGUUGAUCUUACUACAUCAUUCCAGAAUGGAUUAGCUUUCUGUGCUAUCCUGCAUCAUUUUUUUCCCGAUCGAAUUGAUUACAACUCAUUGUCAUCGGAGAACCCUCUACAAAAUUGUCGCCUGGCAUUCGAUGUGGCUUCUAAAUUGGGAGUACCUCGUGUACUUGAUCCAAGUGAAGUAGUUUCUAAAAGCCGUUCACCUGAUUUGCUCAGUAUGAUGACAUACCUCCAUCAAAUCCGUACAUUUUGCUGUGAACGAACAAAAAAUAAUGAUGAGAACUCUCCAUGUACAAAUGAUAAAUUAGUAUUAAAUGGGAUCUUUGAACAAUGUAUCAAAACCAACAACUCAGAAACGAAUCAUAGUUUGCAGAAAAUUGAAAAUCCGCCGGAUGAAAACUCAAACAAUGCUAAAAAUAAUUUAACUAAUCCAGAUAAAGCUGUUAGAUCAACACCUAAAAAGAAAAUUCCGUUAAUGAAUUAUGAACAUAUGUUGGCUAAAGCACGUAGUCUCUUGCAACAAUCACGUCUAAAUUACUUAGCACCAACAAGUCGACCUGGUGCUUUACCGCCUUUAGCUCAUCCUCGUAAACCACAUCCUAUAUCUGGUUCAUUGACAGCAAUUCAUUCAGUAGAUGAAAAUUUUAACCGAAAUCCAGUGACAGAAGAAAGUUUAACGAAUAUUACAUUAACUGAUGGACAAAAUCAUCGAUUGACUGAUACAAAGUUAUGUACAAGCACAAUAUGUAUACCGAAUGUUGAUACCUCAUUAAAUUCCAUUUCUAAGCCAUUUCGAUUUUCAACGAGUAAUAUUUUUCCAACACUUAGUAAACCACCACAGUCAACUGUUGACACAAGGUUUUCUCCGGAACAAAUGAAAGUUAGACGUCUACGUCUGUCACAAAUGAAUCUCUUUGCAUCGGGUCGAGGUAGUGGUGCACCAGUACCUAUACGUAUUGGUGAACAUCAUUUGGAUAAUAAAAUGGAUAACCGAACUCAUGUCUCCACUUCUAUCAAAAAUCAAGGCACUUUAGUCAAUAACAGUUCGUCUAAUGCACUUCUCUCCGUUUCGAAUUAUAUCAGCAAUGAGCAGGCUGAAUUAGAAGAGGCACAAAAGAAGUUAGAUAAAGAAGCAGCUGUACUAGAGCAGCGUUUACGCCAACAAAUGGCAUACGAGCCAGGCACCGCAUUAGAAGAAGAAUUGUUAAGACGAUGGUUUAUUUUAGUCAAUAAGAAGAAUGCCCUAAUUCAUCGGGGCUUCCAGUUGUCUAUAAUGGAGAAGGAAGAUGAUUUGAAAAAGAAAAUGAAAAUGUUGCAGGAUGAAUUACGAUCGAUUUUAUCCGUUGAAGAUUAUUUGAAAACAGAUAAUGAUAGAAGACGAGAAGAUCUUCUUUUACAAGAUCUUGUACGAUUGGUCAAUGAACGUGAUGACAUCAUUCAGGAAUUGGAUUUGCAUGAGAAAGUAUUAGCUGAAGAACUAGAACUGGAGCAAAAUGCAGGUUAUAUGUCAUAUGGGAGGCGUAGAAUCGACAAAAGUUGUGUACUACAAUAAUGCUUAACUUAUCCAGACAAGCGUGUACAAUGGGCUGUGAUUCAUAAUAGAAAAUAUAUUUCACUAACCACUUCUGUUCGGGAUUUAUUUACUCAUUGAUGUGUACAUCGAUUCCUUUUGAAAAAGAGUACUAUUACAGUCUCUUUCAGCGCCAUAUUUCAAUUACUGUCUCAGGCGAUCACUUUUUCGUGUAUUUUCCCCAGAUGUCAUUUAAUCAGUCUUUUUCUGACUCCUGGAGUAAACAAAUUGUGAUGUUACUUUUCAUUUUCUUGGGACUGCUUUGUGUUAUGAAAAAGUUCCUUGUGUUGUUAACUUUUAUUUCAUAUUUACUUAAAAUAUAUCAAAUUAUUUCGAAAACAGAAUGAUUGUAACCUGUCUUAUACUGUUUUAUUUAUCAAUAAUACGUUUCAUGUAUAUGUAGUCAUUAUUAUUGUAUAUUUCUCUUUUCU